UCAGUUAAAUUCACAGGCAAAAGAUGGCUUCUUGGAAUUUUCAAAAAUUUAAAACCAUGAAAUAUCUUUUACUGUUAUUUUCGUGCUUUUUUAUAAUUAGUUCCCAAGCUAGCAAAGACUAUGAUUACAUUGAGGAAGAAGAUAACAAACCUCAGCCAUCAGUGGAUGCCCGUGGCCAUCGUCCCAUUGAUAGGAAGAGGGAAGAAGCUCCGAGCCUAAGACCUGCACCACCCCCCAUCAGCGGGGGUGGCUAUCGCGCUCGCCCACCCAAAGCUACUGGCAGCCAAAAGAAACAGGAAAGAAAACCACCCAAUGCCGGAGGCUGUCUACAUGCUGACACCGACCUGGGCGUGUUGUGUCCUACUGGAUGUCAGUUGCAAGAUGCUUUGGUAAAUCAGGAAAGAACCGUCAAAAGCAGUAUAAGGGAGUUAAGUAAUAACAUGGACUCACUUUCCGAGACCUCUUCUAGCACCUUCCAGUAUAUGACUCUGCUAAAAGACAUGUGGAAAAAACGGCAGAAGCAAGUGAAAGAUAAUGAAAAUGUAAUAAAUGAGUAUUCCUCAGCACUAGAAAACUACAGGUUAUAUAUAGAUGAGACUGUGAAUAGUAAUAUUCCAACUAAUAUCCAAGUGCUCCGUUCCAUCCUGGAAAACUUGAGAAGCAAAAUACAAAAAUUAGAAUCUGAUGUUUCAAUGCAGAUGGAUUACUGCCGCACCCCAUGUACCGUCAGCUGCAAUAUUCCUGUGGUAACUGGCAAAGAGUGUGAGGAAAUUAUCAGGAAAGGAGGUGAAACAUCUGAAAUGUAUCUCAUCCAGCCUGAAAAAUCUAUCAAACCAUAUAAAGUAUAUUGUGAUAUGGAAACAGAAAAUGGAGGAUGGACAGUUAUUCAGAACCGGCAGGAUGGCAGUGUUGACUUUGGCAGGAAAUGGGAACCAUAUAAACAAGGAUUUGGAAAUAUUGCAACUAAUGCAGAUGAUAAAAAAUACUGUGGCGUGCCAGGUGAGUAUUGGCUUGGAAAUGAUAAAAUCAGUCAGCUAACCCGGAUGGGUCCCACAGAACUUUUGAUUGAAAUGGAAGACUGGAAAGGAGAUAAAGUAAAGGCACUUUAUGGAGGAUUCACUGUACAGAACGAGGGCAACAAAUACCAAAUCUCAGUGAACAAAUACAAAGGCACAGCUGGCAAUGCCCUCAUGGAAGGAGCAUCACAGCUGGUAGGAGAAAACAGAACUAUGACCAUUCACAAUGGCAUGUACUUCAGCACCUACGACAGAGACAACGAUGGCUGGCAUAAUGCAGAUCCCAAAAAACAGUGUUCUAAAGAGGAUGGCGGUGGAUGGUGGUACAACAGAUGUCAUGCAGCUAAUCCAAAUGGCAGAUACUACUGGGGUGGCCAGUAUAGCUGGGACAUGUCAAAGCAUGGCACAGAUGAUGGAGUGGUCUGGAUGAACUGGAGGGGCUCCUGGUAUUCACUGAAGAAGAUGUCUAUGAAGAUCAGACCCUUCUUCCCACAGCAAUAGUGCUCCCAGUAUAUAUUUUAUUCUACUAUAUAUAAACAACAUUUUUGUACAUUCUGUCAUUGGAAUUUUCUUUCAUAUAGUUCCCUAUAAAACUGUUGAAAAGUUGUGAGCAUGACUUUUUUGGAAAGGUAUUUAGGAGAAAUUAAAUUAAAAAUACCUCAA
This is a messenger RNA of Sorex fumeus (smoky shrew), 1679 nucleotides long. RefSeq names its product fibrinogen beta chain (gene FGB). The record is from RefSeq and is a predicted model, not a curated record. The transcript is spliced from 9 exons. The coding region runs from base 24 to 1517 and encodes 497 amino acids. Gene Ontology annotation, cellular component: fibrinogen complex. Gene Ontology annotation, biological process: blood coagulation; protein polymerization; platelet activation. Lineage: Eukaryota; Metazoa; Chordata; Mammalia; Eulipotyphla; Soricidae. Gene Ontology annotation, molecular function: signaling receptor binding.